AUGGAAAGCCUAGUUGUGGCAGGAGGAGAGAAAUCUGGAAUUGCUAGCAACGAACUGCACAACCGGCAGAUCUGGGGAAUGGCUGCCCACGGGAAGCAGCUGCAAAAUCCUGCGGAUGCUUCCCAUGGGGAGAGUGUGCCAGGAAAGAUUCAUAACCAGAUAAGUGAGAGCUGCCCAAGAGUCACGCUUAAAGCUCUGGUGGAAGCCCAGAGGAACUCCCGGCUUCAAACGCAGCAUCAGCUCAUUCUGAAACUAGCCUUAACACAGUUGCAUGAUAGCUACUACCUACAGCUCCUGGACCACAAAUUUCUUGCUCAAGUCAAGCAAGGAAAAGAGUAUGUCUUCAUCCCAGCCUUCUCAGGGAGAAUCCUGAAAUAUACUCUGAUUGGUCCAGCGGUUUGGCAGUGGCGGUGGCCUUGUGCAGAUGCAGAGACACAGAUCUUUGUGAAGACCCUGAUGGGCAAAGCCACCACCCUUGAGGUCAAGCCCAGUGACACCAGUGACAACGUCAAAGUCAAAAUCCAAGACAAAGAGGGCACUCCACCUGUCCAGCAGCAUCUGAUUUUCGCGGGCAAACAGCUGGAGGCGGGCCACACUCUGUCAGACUACAAUAUCCAGAAAGAGUCCACCCUGCUGGUGCUUCGCCCAUGGGGCGCCAUCAUGGAGCUUUUCCUCCACCAGCCGGCCCAGAAACAAACCUGUGACAAGAGGAUCGGCUGCAAGCCUCAUGCUCACCUGCACCCUUGUGCGAUCAACUGCUGCAAGAAGAGCAGCGGCCACACCGACAACCUGCACCCCAAGAAGAAGGUCAAGUAA
Molecule: messenger RNA, 816 nt
Organism: Prionailurus viverrinus (fishing cat)
Lineage: Eukaryota; Metazoa; Chordata; Mammalia; Carnivora; Felidae
Biological process (GO): modification-dependent protein catabolic process; protein ubiquitination; translation
Cellular component (GO): cytoplasm; nucleus; ribosome
Molecular function (GO): protein tag activity; ubiquitin protein ligase binding; structural constituent of ribosome
Source: RefSeq, a predicted model, not a curated record